UCCUAGGGCUUGCAAAAUCAAUUCUUUAAAAUUCAAGCUCGGAAAAGGAGAGAAAUCCUAAUCGGCAGCGAUGGAAGCAGGAGACGAUGGAGUCGAGAAUUUUGUGGAUUCCAAAGACAUGCAGCAGCAGAGCAAAGCGUUCGAUAAACUCACCGACCGAGUCGAGGAUCGACAGCUCGACUCAACCAGAGUUCAAGAAGCCAUGGCUUCAAUCUACGCAUCAAAAGAAGCUGAUAUACAAGCUGCUAGGUUGAGGGAGAAAGAAUUGGCAGCCGUUAAAAUUAAUGCUGGUGAUGUCGACAUCAUUGCCAAUGAACUGGAGCUCGACAAAAAGGUUGCAGAAAGAACCUUGCGUGAGCAUAAAGGUGAUGCUGUUGCUGCCAUCAGAUCCCUGCUCUACUAAUUAAGAAAAUUAUGCUCGAUUUGCAUUUGCUGUGAUGAGAAAUCUUUGACAAUAUUUUCCAUGUUUAAGACACACGCCUAUGAUUGUUCAGCACGUUUUUAUAUCAUAAUACAAGGAUGAAUUUGUCAGCA
Molecule: messenger RNA, 534 nt
Organism: Salvia hispanica
Lineage: Eukaryota; Viridiplantae; Streptophyta; Magnoliopsida; Lamiales; Lamiaceae
Product: DNA-binding enhancer protein-like protein
Biological process (GO): protein stabilization; negative regulation of apoptotic process
Source: RefSeq, a predicted model, not a curated record